CCGAAGUACCGUACAUGUUUGGUCCUGGUACCUGCCCACCUAAGGUACUGUACCUGUUGCCAGACACCCUUGUUCACCCAAAUGCGGCGCAGCAACACAGCAAAGUCACUUCAUCAUACCAAAGCACACAGCCUUGUGCAUGAACAAUAACAAGCAACAUAUUGAAAAACGGCCCAGCUCCCUCGACUGCAUUCCAUCCUCUCAAAGCUUGUGAGACAUUGGUCAAGUGGGAUAAAACCAAGACUGCCGCUCAUCUACUGUAAAUACCACCAGCUCAGCUUGGCCUUCUGAAGAGCUUUGUUUGAGCUUUGUUUGUUUCUUUGGCUUGGUCCAAAAGCCACAGGUCAAAGCUGACUGCCGUUGAUCCCAUACAUCCUGCCUACACCCACAGCAGUUAGCUACUUACCUUACAUUAGUUGUCCACCUAGGUACUUUUCUGGCCUAAUCACCGCCCCGAGGCGCCAACGACGUGACUUCGUCACUCAGUCAAGGGGAACAAUGGAUGAUGAAACGUCUGGUCAGCGACGGAGGCGAGUUGGCAAUCCUCAAAGCCCCAUCGCCCAGUCCGCUUCGGCCGCAAACUCGCCUGUCCAUCCUUAUAUGCCGGGCCAGCCCAAGUCUCUUGCCGGCAUUGCUAUGCGCGCUUUCUGCCUGGGCUCCGUCUUUGCAGUUUCUGUCGUGUCUACCAUCCCCAUUCUGCUUCUGACCUCAAGCCCGCUAUGGCGCCUCCCCUUCUUUGUCGGUGCCCUGGCAACACACCACUUCCUCGAGUUUUGGACCACCGCAGCCUACAACACCCCAGCGGCCAAUGUCGACAGCUACCUCUUGACAGCCAACUGGCCCAUGCAGACCAUUGCAUACGCAUUCGCCGCACUCGAGUGUCUGCUGGUUUGCCUCGUGUCUCCGAGUCGCGCCUGGGCCCCACUACACACAGGCCCGCUGCUGCUCCUGCUGGGCCUCGUCCUCACGGCAGUCGGUCAGCUCGUCCGGUCUGCAGCCAUGAUCCAGGCGGGUCUAUCUUUUAAUCACAUUGUCCAGCAAGCUAGGGGUCCGCAGCACCACCUCGUCACGACCGGAAUUUACGCCAAACUCCGUCACCCAAGCUACUUUGGUUACUUCUACUGGGCUCUAGGUACACAGCUCGUGCUCGGAAAUCUCGUCAGCACAAUUGCGUAUAGUUUUGUCUUGUACCGUUUCUUUUCACGACGCAUUCGGCACGAAGAGGAAACCCUUGUGAGGUUCUUUGGAGAGGAGUACAACGAUUACAAGAGGACGGUUGGGACCAAGAUUCCUUUUAUACCAUGAGGAAAAGAGUUGGAUUUUGUACUUUGGCACUGCUUUCCGUGUUCCUAGUGUGGGCAGGUUCUUGCCUUUGUUUUCCCUGUCGGAGCUGGGUUUUCUUUCGUUGUUACAAGUCAAUCUAAAUCAACGAGCUCUGUGUUUCACGUAACAGUGACCACGUACGACCACAUGAGCCUUUGCCAUCGGCAUGAUCCAUGAUCAUACUGUGAUAUUUUCACAUUUUCACAGGCUGGAUUUAUCGAGCGUGAAAGAGUUUAUGUCUGACGAGGCCAAUAGCAAACUGUAUGAAAGAAAGCUGUAUCCGACGCACCCAAUCUCUAUAGAGAGGUCAAUCUGUCGCAAUUCGUCGCGCGGUGGAUUUGUGCGCACCGCGCCGCAUAGAAUUGUUGCUGCUCCUUCCCAAUUGACAGAUGAUAGGGUUAUAGGCUGAGGACAGCAGCCAGUUAGAAACAUCAAAGCAGCGAAUCAAGGUAUUCACUAUCGGCAAUGGAAUGAAACCCCCAUCGCGACUGGUCGCCAAUACAAAGUCUGAAGCAUUUAGCAGUCAUAGAUACUCUUGGAAAUCUUGACCAGAACCAGCCCGUCACUCUCCAUUCCCUUACCAUCGAGCAGGCGGAUGAUCCUAUACCCAGCCCUGAGCCUGUCGAGCCUGACGCAUGCCCAAGCUGCUAGAUCAUCUCUACCUAGCUCAUCGUCACGAACAGUGAACCUCAAAAAAGAGAGUUCCUCGACUACACCGUCAAUAGCGGAGAACCUUAGAAUUUCACCACCGUAGUCCGGGUCAACAGUUCCCUUGAUCGUCUUAGUACGAGCCUUGAACUCGCCUUCCUUCUCUCGACCAUUGUGUGGAACGGCAUCAGCGCCCCCAUGUCGUUCACCGGGCUCCUCCACGUGAAUUU
Messenger RNA from Pyricularia oryzae 70-15, 2201 nucleotides. Its product is annotated as protein-S-isoprenylcysteine O-methyltransferase. Gene Ontology annotation, biological process: C-terminal protein methylation. The record is from RefSeq and is a predicted model, not a curated record. The transcript is spliced from 2 exons. Gene Ontology annotation, molecular function: protein C-terminal S-isoprenylcysteine carboxyl O-methyltransferase activity. Lineage: Eukaryota; Fungi; Ascomycota; Sordariomycetes; Magnaporthales; Pyriculariaceae. Bases 499 to 1305 code for a protein of 268 amino acids. Gene Ontology annotation, cellular component: membrane; endoplasmic reticulum.